AUGGCUGUCAAAAACUGUGUCAUAGAUGCAAUUCCUUUCUCAAACCAAACAAGGGUUGAUUUAGUGGACCAUGGUGCAAGUAUCGUUGUUGCUUGUAACACGGGCUACUCCACCGGUAUGGGCAAUCUAACAGAGCUCAUGUGUGAUAAUGGAACACUUACUGAACCUCCUGUCUGUUAUGAGAUUUUUCCUUGUUCACUAUCAAACACGGACGUACCGAUGGCGGUGGUUUGUGAUGGAUAUUACGACUGUGAUCAUUACGAGGAUGAAUCGAAUUGCAAUAAUCCUGUUACACACCUAGAGAAAGGCCAAUCGCUUACUAUAAGCACGCCAUCUUACACAAGAGGAUUCUACAAUACAACCUUGUUGAAAUCGAAUACUACAAAUGGAUUUCGAAUUGUGUUCCAUUAUUUGUAUAUUAGUUAUCGUGAUGAAAUCCGAAUAGGGACAGGGAACGAUCCAUCCGAUAUCCAGUCUAUCGUUACAACUUUCAGUGGUAUAUACUACUCGGAUCAUGUAUACAUAGAUACCCAUAAAAUGUGGGUUGUUGUUAUAGGAUCGCAACAGAACAGUUAUAUUAAUCUGAACAUAAUCGUUACUGCCAUCGAUUUGCUUAAUUCCUUUCCUUGUACGUCGUCUUACAUGAACGUGUCAGUGACGUUGGUUUGUGAUGGAUAUUACGACUGCGAUAAUUAUGAAGAUGAAUCACUAUGCGAUAACCCAGUUACACACCUAGAGGAAGGCCAAUCACUUACUAUAAGCACGCUAUCUUACACAGGAGGAUUCUACAAUACAACCUUGUUGAAAUCGAAUACUACAAAUGGGUUUCGAAUUGUGUUCCAUCGUUGGUAUAGUAAUUCUUAUGAUGAUGAAAUUCGAAUAGGGACAGGGAACGAUCCAUCUGAUCUCGAGUCUAUUGUUACAACUAUCUAUGGAUAUGAUUACUACGCGGAUCAUGUAUACAUACAUACCCAUAAAAUGUGGGUUGUUGUUAUAGGAUCGCAACAGAACGGUUAUAUUAAUCUGAACAUAAUCGUUACUGCCAUCGAUUUGCUUAAUUCCUUUCCUUGUACGUCGUCUUACAUGAACGUGUCAGUGACGUUGGUUUGUGAUGGAUAUUACGAUUGCGAUAAUUAUGAAGACGAAUCACUAUGCGAAUAUCCCUCAAGCUAUCUUCAGACAGGCGAAUAUUUUAUCUACGUCAACAACGUGACACGCAAAGGAUCAUACAAUGCCCACUUGUUUCAAACAAAUGUUACGAAUGGAUUCCAAAUUAUAUUCAGGGAUUUAUAUCUCUAUUUUGACGAAAAAAUCCAGAUAGGGACAGGUACUGAUCCGUCUGAUCUACAUUCUGUCAUCACAACCAUCAAUGGGUAUAGACAUUGCUGUCCCAGUGACGUUUACGUAGAGAGCAGUGAUAUGUGGAUUGCUAUCAUAGGAAGCAUCGAAUACCCCCUGCUUGAACUGAAUGCUGAGAUUAGAUCAACUGAAAUAUUUGAGAUUUUUCCUUGUUCACUAUCAAACAUGGACGUACCGAUGGCGAUGGUUUGUGAUGGAUAUUACGACUGUGAUCAUUACGAGGAUGAAUCAAAUUGCACUCAUCCAGUUACACACCUUGAGGAAGGCCAAUCACUUACUAUAACCUCGCUAUCUAACACAAGAGGAUUCUACAAUACAACCCUGUUGAAAGCAAAUACUACAAAUGGGAUUCGAAUUGUGUUCCAUCGUUUGAAUCUUAAUUAUGAUGAUGAAAUCCGAAUAGGGACAGGGAACGAUCCAUCUGAUCUCGAGUCUAUUGUUACUACUGUCCAUGGAUAUGCAUCCUACGCGAAAGAUGUAUACAUAGAUACCCAUAAAAUGUGGGUUGUUGUUAUAGGAUCGAAACAGAACAGUCAUAUUAAUCUGAAAAUAAGCGUUACUGCCAUUGAUUUUCUUAAUUUCUUUCCUUGUACAUCGUCUUCCAUGAACGUGUCAGUGACGUUGACUUGUGAUGGAUAUUACGACUGCGAUAAUUAUGAAGACGAAUCAUCAUGCAAAUAUCCCACAAGCUAUCUUCAGACAAGCGAAUAUUUUAACUACCUCAACAACAUGACACGCAAAGGAUCAUACAAUGCCCACUUGUUUCAAACAAAUGUUACGAAUGGAUUUCAAAUCAUAUUCAGGGAUUUAUAUCUCUAUUAUGACGAACACAUCCAGAUAGGGAAUGGUACUGAUCCGUCUGAUCUACAGUCUGUCAUCACAACCAUCAAUGGAUAUAGACAUUGCUGUCCUAGUGAUGUUUACGUAGAGAGCAGUGAUAUGUGGAUCGCGAUCAUAGGAGGCAUCGAAUACCCCCUGCUUGAACUGAAUGCUGAGAUAAUAUCUACUGAUCUUACAACUCUCUAUAGAUGUUCGAUUUCUGACAAACUUUUUCCAACAUCCACCCUUUGCGAUGGAUUUUACCACUGCGAUAAUUUCGAGGAUGAAUUAGCAUGCAAUCACUCUGCAAAGUUUUUAGCCACUGGCCAAUUUACUUUCAUCACCCCUUAUAUCGUGGACAGAGGGCAUUUUGGUAUAUCAGUUCUACGCACAAACGCGUCAGCUAUAUUUCGACUCGAGUUCCAGGAGGAUCAUCGUCAAAGCAAUUAUGACACAAUUCAAAUAGGAACCGGAAAUGACGUCAAAUCAGCCAUUAGAACAUUCUAUAGACAUUCUCCUUACCAUCAUGAUAUAUACGUAGGGUCAAAUGUUAUUUGGAUUGCUGUUAUUGGUCAUAAGGACUACAACUACUAUAACAGUUAUUAUGACUACUAUGACUAUAAUUACGGCAACAGCGAGAUCAACAUUAAGGUCACUGCAAUUGACAGGUCUAAUUUACAGGAAUGCGGAAUGACUGGCCUGUUUUUCUCAAACAAUGACCGAUGCGAUGAAGUCCUCACGUGCCCAGACUUUGCCGAUGAAAAAGAGUGCAGUCAUCCAUCAAUUUUUCUGCUGGAAAACGAAAAUUAUACAAUUGCAUUUUCCGAUAUCAAAGAACGGAUCUACAAUGUAUCACUUUUUAAGACCAACGCCUCGAAUGGAUUUCGAAUAAGGUUUUUGGAUAUCUUCCUUGAUUGCUAUAUUCAAAGUUAUUAUGAUAAUUAUGGACAAUGCGACGAUGCUAUAAUUCAGAUAGGCACCGGAUAUGGUAGUGCUGACAGACGAUCGAUUGUGAAAACACUUCGUGCUUUCACUUAUUCCGAAGACGAUAUUUACGUGGGAUCCAGUGAGAUGUGGAUAUCAAUCAGCGAUGUUUGGAGAUAUGGCAGGUAUGGCUCAAAGUACGUUUACGGCCAUGGCGAGAUUGAAGUGAGCACUGUCAGGUUGAAUAGUCUCAGUUCCUGUGCCAACUCGGAUCAGGAGAUUUCUCAAGACGAUAUCUGUGACGGAUUUUAUCACUGCGAUGAUUAUUCAGAUGAAAUGCAUUGCGAUUAUACAGAUGUAGUUUUGCAUGAAGGAGAAUCGUUUGGUAUAAACGUAGCUAAUGAUGCACGCAGAUCAUAUAAUACUACAAUACUUCGUACGAAUUCAACGUUGGGAUUCCGAGUGCAUUUUGGCUACUACUACGAUGUUUGGUAUGGGGCUCGUAUUGCAGUUGGCACACGUAACAACUCAAGUCCAAUUUUCCAAUGGUUCUUCAGCAGUAGCUACUACUAUUCAUAUCAUGAGUUUGACUUGUAUAUGAAAACAAAUGAAAUAUGGAUUGCCAUCAUUGGUGGAGAUUAUCCGAAUUAUGGAGUUACAGAAAUCAUUGUCACUUCGGUUGACGUAUCAGACUUGUAUACCUGCCCGGGAAAUCCCUAUAUCGGAGUUCCUCAAAAUAAACUAUGUGAUGGAAGGUAUCAAUGCAGCAAUUAUGAAGACGAAUCGUCAUGCAACCAAUCUUCACUACUUAUAAACGGCGAGCCGUUUUACUUCGGUGUCUACAGUUGGGAGGACGAGUAUCAACGACUUUACAGAGAUUGGCUCUUCGAAACUAACACUGGAAAUGGCUUUCUUGUUACAUUAUAUACAUACCAAGACUACUGUUACUACGAUUACUGUGGACAUGAGUUCACCGUUAUUAUUGGGACAGGGAAAGAUUCAACCGACCAGGAGUCCGUUUUUCAAACAUACACUACCAACGCUAGUCAUUUGUCGUACUAUAGCAGAUAUGAGGAGUUGUAUGUGGAGAGCCAAGAUAUAUGGAUUGUUUUGAUUGGUCCGCAGUUUGAUGGAUACGGUCACUACAGCGAAAUUGAAUUACACCUAACUGCCGUUAACAUAUCUGACUUGUAUACCUGCCCGGGAAAUCCCUAUAUCGGAGUUCCUCAAAAUAAACUAUGUGAUGGAAGGUAUCAAUGCAGCAAUUAUGAAGACGAAUCGUCAUGCAACCAAUCUUCACUACUUAUAAACGGCGAGCCGUUUUACUUCGGUGUCUACAGUUGGGAGGACGAGUAUCAACGACUUUACAGAGAUUGGCUCUUCGAAACUAACACUGGAAAUGGCUUUCUUGUUACAUUAUAUACAUACCAAGACUACUGUUACUACGAUUACUGUGGACAUGAGUUCACCGUUAUUAUUGGGACAGGGAAAGAUUCAACCGACCAGGAGUCCGUUUUUCAAACAUACACUACCAACGCUAGUCAUUUGUCGUACUAUAGCAGAUAUGAGGAGUUGUAUGUGGAGAGCCAAGAUAUAUGGAUUGUUUUGAUUGGUCCGCAGUUUGAUGGAUACGGUCACUACAGCGAAAUUGAAUUACACCUAACUGCCGUUAACAUAUCUGGAUGGAUACCAUGCAAGGAUUCAAGAACAAGUGUGCCUCCAGAUUACGCAUGUAACGGACGGUACGAAUGCGACGAUUACGGAGAUGAAACAUCAUGUGAACGUUCACCGACCAUCAUCAGUGAAGGGGAAUCUUAUGCCAUCUCAGAUUUGGAAUUGUUUGAACGGGAAUACCAUGCCUACAUUCUACAAACCAAUCAAUACUCUGGAUUUCAUAUCAGGUUCCAACACAUCUCUCUUGGCUGUUGUGAUGGGCGUGUGCAGAUCGGAACGGGGACUGACCUAUCUGACGAAGAGUCUGUUAUAAUGUCCAUCCAGGGAUAUACAAAUUAUGUCGAUGAUGUUUAUGUGAAUACUACCUACAUGUGGCUUGUCAUGACUGGUCAGAAGGACUCUGGCUACUAUGGCUAUCCUAAUGGUCAUGUCGAUAUAAUUGUAACUGCUAUUUCUCUCUCCGGUGAAUGUCUCUCAAACCCCUGUCUAAACGGAGGGACUUGUAAUUACCUUCCUGAUGGCGGAUACCGAUGCGACUGCAUGGAUACCUUUACCGGGGUCAGCUGUGAAAUAGCAAACACUAAUCCCUGUAUCGAACAAGAUCAGUGUGUCUAUGGUGUCUGCAUUAACGUAGGACAAGGACAGUAUGAGUGCGAAUGCCAAGAUAAUUAUGACGGGAUUCAUUGUGAUGAACCCAUUCUUCCAAUAGAGGUUUCCCACCAUCCGUCUAGCCAAAUAGUCAAUAUCAAUUCCAAUGUAAAUCUGACAUGCGGUUUCAACCAUGCCAAGCGGUACUACUGGUACAAAACUGUCAGGGAAGGAGAAGAUGGUGUCCUUUUGACAAACAGUGAGAAUCGGAAUCCUCUGAUGAUCAUGUCUGCCUCGCACAAUGACAUCGGGUAUUAUUUCUGCAGAGGUGAAGGUAGAAAUGGAAAACAUUUGGAGACGUUGCGAGCAUCUGUAUAUCUCAGAGACCUAACCAAUAUACAAGUUUUGAAUGUUCGAUUUGCUACUCCGUUUCGCGAAGAGCUUCGUGACCAAACUUCCAUGAUAUAUAAAGAAACGGCUUCUAAUAUCACCAACUUUAUGGAAGAAGGUCUGAGAACAAGUACCGGUCUCGAAGGUGUAUCGGUAGUAUGUAGAGCUCUAAGACCAGGAAGUAUCGAGGCUGAUUUGAAUAUCUACCUUGUUGAGACCAAUAUGACGGCACUGGAUACAGAACGUAUAAUCAGUGAAUCUAUUCAAAGUAUGGCAGAAAACUCCGAUGGUUUUCUAGAUUCAUUCGCGAUUUCAGUUCAAAAUAACGCAAUUUGCCGGAAUAUAUCAUGGAUAUCCCCGCGUCUCGAGAGGGUCGAAUUUCCAAUUGGUGAAAAUGGAACGUGGGAGAACUCAACAGGAAGAUGUCCAUUCAACACUACGCAAGCUGAUGGGCCUAUUGGACGAGCGCUUUGUAUCGGAGAUGGCAUUACACAGAGUCGAUGGCAACCUAUGGAUAAUUGUGGACCUUUUAGAAAUGUAACAGAUAUUCUCACACAAAUUGCAGAGGCAAGCAUAACUGAAGAAAACGCCGGUGAAGUGAGCCAACAAGUGGAAGCAGUUUCUUCAAAUGUCGAAGAUAUCACACCGGAUGACAUCACAUUGAUAGCCGAGAUAACAUCGAGUAUUGUUCAACAAAAUGUUACAAAUGAACAGGUAACCAAGGAUAUAACUGGUACUCUAAGCAACGUAGCAGAGGUGCAAACAGGUGUACUCGAAGCUGCGGGGGAAGCAGUUUCUAUAUUAAGAGAAGCUUUUGAGGAGCUAAUCAGUCAAGUUGAGGUUGCCGAUGGUGAGAUGCUCAAUAUUCAGCAGCCAAAUGUUGCUGUGCAGAUCCAGAGUGUAUCUGCUGAUGAGGGAAUGGAUGGACUUGUUCUUUCUCUGGCCGGAUCUAGUCUUUCUGAUCUCACCAAGGCCAAUUUUACCAUCAGCACUCCUACCCAAGGUGAACACCAGGACGAUGACAUUGCUUCCAAACCAGACACCAUCGCACAGGUCAAUAUCCCAUCUUCAGUUUCAUCAGCCAUAUCAUCCAGGGAUCCUCUUACGGGAUCGUCGUCGAAUGGCAGCGGUGAAUACAUCCGUGUAAACUUCAACGUGUUUUCAACUCCAGCCUUAUUCAUUUCCAAAUCACUGCGUGAAUUCAGUGCAGAUGAUGAAGCCGUCAAUCGGUCAGCUAACACUCCUGUCAUAUCCGUCAGCAUCGGUGGGAGAAAAGUUGAAUCCUUGGCUGAACCCAUAAGCUUUACAUUUUCGACAUUAAUGUCUGGAUAUGUUAAUCCUAUGUGUUCAUUCUGGGAUGAUGAAGAAGCAGAUUGGGCCCAAGAUGGAUGUUCCCUCAUUUCAAGAGUCGGAUCAACCGAUGAUGAUAAUUACGCCAACUCUGAAUCAACGCAGGAUGGAUCCUUGGAUGAGAGAGUGCGCUGUGCGUGUGACCAUCUCACCAACUUCGCCGUAUUAAUGGAUAUCCGAAUACAGAACUCCCCAGAGGUGGUUUACAACAUUCUAACCUACAUCGGAUGCUGUCUCUCGAUCCUUAGUCUCCUCGUCACAUUGGCAACCUAUCUCUGGACCAAGAAUUUGAGGACGAAACAGACCAGCCAGAUCUUCAUCUGUUUAUGCGCAACUUUACUGUGUCUCUACAUAACGUUCGUCAUCAUGAUCUCUCUGGAUUCGAUCAGAGAUUACCGUGAGGUUCAAGCAGGACCUUGUGGGUUCCUUUCAGCCCUUGUACACUACUUCGUGCUCUCCUCUAUUGCAUGGAUGGGAGUGGAAGGAUACAAUACAUAUCUUAUCAUUGUGAAGAUAUUCAACACCUACAUCCCAAACUUCAUGAUCAAGGCAUGUCUGGCUGCAUGGGGAGUUCCUGCACUCAUUGUGCUUCUCACAGGAGUUAUUGCCAGAGGCUCAUAUGCCCAUGAUGAUCUGUGUUUUCUACAAUUCUGGGCUCAAAUUGGUGGUCUCCUGAUUCCCAUGUCAAUCAUCAUCGUCAUCAACAUCGUCAUCUUCGUCCUGGUCAUUCGUCAGUUGUUCAAAUCCGCAAAAAUCGCUGGUCGGGUGAAGAGGGAAGCUGAGGUUGAACGUCGAGAGACCAUCGAACGAGUCCAGAAUGCGAUUUGUAUCCUGCUCCUUCUUGGUCUGACUUGGAUCACAGGUUAUUUUCUGCUGAUUCCAUCAUUUAGUCCGGUGGCUCAGCCAAUCUUUAUCGUCCUGAACUCCUUCCAAGGACUGUUCAUCUUCCUACUCUACUGCGUCAGGAAACCUCACAUCCGCAAGAAAUGGGGGCUAACUUGCUUUGACAAGAAGAAAGAGGUCAGCACUACUUCUGGUGGUGUACAAAGUUCACUAAACCCAUCCAGCACAUCAGCUGGUGUCGUGAGCGGCGCGAUUGGAUUGUUGUCUCCGGGUUCAUCUGGUAAUUUCACAUUGCCUACAAAUAAAGCGGACCCUGUAUGUCUGCACAACCCAACAUAUGACGUAUGGCAGAUUGCGGAAGACGUUGCCCCACCACUUGACAAUGAUGUCCAAAAUUCUAAAGAGGGGCAGAAGAACAAAGAAAGCGAUGAAACUGAUACUGGGAUGGUUAGUGUCCGCGUUGGUGACCCGGCCCAAGAGGCCCGGGAGGAGGGCACUAAAUAGUUCUUAGACAUGAUAAGUAAGACCUAGUUAGAUCGGCUACCGCUUCAACGAUGUCAGCAACGAGUUGGUUCUACUGUUCAGUCUGGUAAUAACCAGUACGUGCCCCGUUGUACAAAGAGUUACGAUUGAUCCAAUCAAUCGCAACUAUGGAAAGCCAGCAAAGUCAACAUAUGACAUGCAUGUUUGUUCAAAAAAAAUUCUAGAUAUGAAUCCAUAUCCAUAAAUUCAUUGAUUUCUUGACAAUUUGGAGUGUUCUCCUUUGAUUACAAAGGACAUUUUGCAAAUUUCCUGUAGAGAAAAUUAUGACAUUAUGAUUAGAGUUAGUUACGAUUGAUCGGAUCAAUCGUAACUCUUUGUACAAAUGAAUGUUGAAAUUGCACCGUCGCCAUUCGACAUUCUUCCUCUACAACUAUCAAAUUGACUAAUCAGAGAUUCUUGAAUUGCAUAUAUAUAUAACACUGCCGACUUAUAAGACAGCUUUGGCUUUAAUACUUUCAUAAGUUAUUUUCAUAAACAAGAAUGGUUUCUCAUAUUACAGAGGCCAUGGGAUCGGAGGGGGGGGGGGGCUGUCCUAACCUCCUUUUACACUUUUUUGUUCAGUACCAUGCGCGCAAAAACGUAAAAAUUACGGUCAAAUCAAAUUUGAUUAUGAUGCUGCAGCCCCCCCCCCCUCCAAAUUGCUCUGUGGCCUUUUACAGAUACCAAUAAUCCAGUAGAUAAGUACAAUUUAUGUGAGGUAUGUGUGUGUGUGAUUGCGUGUUAAAUGGCGUACAUGCAUGUUUGUAUGUUUGGUGUAGGGAUGAAAAUCAUUUGUGAUUUCAAAAUGAAAUACAGUUAUUGUCAUGCCUGCUAGAUGACAUAUUGAGGUGUAUUACUCGGAGAGGAGAUAUAUAUUUUUCUUCAUUUUUCUUUGGGAAAUGCAUUAAUUAGUAUUAUGAUUCGUAUCACAGCUUUCCAAAUAUUGACUGCUGCGAUGCAGGAUGUAAACACAAUACAACGUUCUUCAGUUCUUAAUAAUUAUGUCUUAACGGAUUUCUAUUUCAUGUAUACAGUGUGUUGUUCAUAUUUGAGGUAAAUUACUUAGCUAUGAGAGGUGCAUAAAUUCAGCUUAUCAGGUUGUUUCUCGAAAUAAUUAUUUGUUUUUAAGUAUGCAAAAAAAAAUUUCUGGUAAUGCUGCUGAAAUAAACUUUUUAAUCAUUGUAAUCGUCCGCAUACAUAUUGUGACUAAAUUCAUGUUGUUUUCUACUCCAGACUUAUUUGUUGUCAUACAGUGUACGCGGAUAAAUUUGUACAUUACAUUAUAUGAUUGUUCAGUUAUAAUUGCAUUAAGUAUGGCCAAUAACUCCUUAUUCCAUCACUAAAAUACUCAGAAUUUCCACGCAUUUAUUCAAGUUUAUGAAUCAGGAAUUCAGCUAAUCAGGUUGUUUCUCGAAAGAAUAAUUUGUUUUAAAGUAUGCAAAAUUAUUGUUCUUGAAUGUGCUGCUGUAAUACAUGAAUACACUUCUUUUUAUUGUAUUACAUGGUGAAUCAUUAUGAUCAGCCCCAUAGAUAUUGUUGCUACAUUCAUAUUGUUUUCUACUCCAUACUUUUGUUUUUCAUACAUUGUACGCAGAAAAAUUGUAUGCAAGAUUAUAUGACUGUUAAGCUCGUUGUAUUAAGCCUACUAACCAAUCACUCCUGAUUUGAUUGCUAAAAUACUCAGAAUUUUCAUGCAUUGCUUGCAGUUUAUGUGUCAGCCAGUCAUCAAUAAAGUAAAGCAGCCCAAGACAUGACCAUGAUAUGUUCAUCGCAUACGUUAAGAAUUUGACAAUAAGAUCAUGAGAAUUAAUCAUUCUAUCAUAGUAUUCGUUCCAGGUGUUUCAGACAAUAAAAAUUAUUUGAAAACAAUAUAUUUUUAAACAAAUAGCAAUUUAUAAUGUACCUAACCAUAAAGCUAUUCUUCCUAAAACAAAACAAAAAGGGGAGAGGUGAACAGGUUUGUUUAUUUGUUUAUUUUUGUACCUGAUUUCAGUUUUUCUAAUGUUGGAUUGGCUGCCCAUGCGAUGCCGAGUAUGAUCGAUGUUUUAUUAAUAAUUAAUUACAAGUUUUAGUGGAUAUCACUGCAAAUAUAUACUGCAUGCAUGAGUGAAUAAAACAAUUUUGAUAAAUGGUACAAACAGACCUUUGGCGGAAAGUACUUGUAUCUUAAUUUCCCAUUUAAAGUCAAAUUAAUAGUUAGUAUCCUUUCCUUAAAUCAUACCCGUUGGAGCCACUCUGAAUAAAGAAAAGCUAAAUGUGGGGAAGAGGCAUGGAGAAAACAAAGUAAGAAAUUAGGAGGGAAAAAAAUAAAGACAUCAAGGUCCGGAAAACAAGCCGGCGACGGCAGUGGAAUCUUGACCUAGGUUACGUUGUUGACACGCCACUAUAGGGUCAUUCUCAAAAAAAUGUUACAAUUCACAAAAAACGUGUCUUGACUAUCUUAUGGCCGCUAGCUUCACAACCUUAACAUUUUCUACAAAAAUAUUAUCAAGAAAAUGACAAUAAUAGACUAGCUCCA
Molecule: messenger RNA, 10987 nt
Organism: Lytechinus pictus (painted urchin)
Lineage: Eukaryota; Metazoa; Echinodermata; Echinoidea; Temnopleuroida; Toxopneustidae
Exons: 40
Coding region: 1-8451 (2816 amino acids)
Biological process (GO): cell surface receptor signaling pathway; G protein-coupled receptor signaling pathway
Cellular component (GO): membrane
Molecular function (GO): G protein-coupled receptor activity; protein binding; calcium ion binding
Source: RefSeq, a predicted model, not a curated record